AAGAAGCAACACUAGUCUUCUACAUUUCCACUGCUACUACAUGUGUCUCUAAUGCAUCCCACUCCUUUUCUUCUCUGCCACCUACAUAUCAUAUUCUCUCUUCCCCAAACACACACUCCAUUAACAUCCAAUCACCAAUAACUAUGGCUUUACAGCAACCAUUUCUCUCUGAGUUACUCCACUCAACUUCAAAGAGGUCACUGCCAACUACAUUGACCACAAGAAGCACAAUUCUUUCUCUACAACUACCUCAAAAACACAAUCUUUAUCUUCACAACAAGCAGUUGAAGAAACAGGAGAGAUUAAGUUGUUAUGCAAUUGCAGAGAAUAUAAGAGGUGGGAUCUCUUCAUCUGAAAAUGAUGAUCAAAGUGUGCUUUUGGAAAAUUCAAGCUUAGAGGAAUUGAGGGGACAAAGGGAAAUUGUUGGUUAUGAUUGGACAGAAGAGUGGUAUCCUCUGUAUUUGACCAAGAAUGUUCCUGAUGAUGCACCUUUGGGUCUCACUGUCUUUGAUAAACAAGUUGUUUUGUACAAGGAUGGCAGUGGUGAACUCAGAUGCUUUGAAGAUCGAUGUCCACAUAGAUUAGCCAAACUCUCUGAAGGACAACUGUACGACGGCAAACUGGAAUGCUUGUAUCAUGGUUGGCAGUUUGAAGGAGAUGGUAAAUGUGUGAAGAUACCACAGCUACCUGAAAAUGCUAGAAUUCCUCGAUCAGCUUGUGCCAAGAAAUAUGAAAUUAGGGAUUCCCAGGGAGUAGUUUGGAUAUGGAUGUCUCAAAGAACACCACCUAAUAUUAACAAAAUCCCCUGGUUUGAAAACUUUGAAAGGGAAGGAUUUCGAGACAUUUCUACAACUCAUGAGCUCCCUUAUGACCACUCUAUUCUUCUGGAAAACCUCAUGGACCCAGCUCAUGUCCCGAUAUCACACGACAGGACAGAUUUUACAGCAAAAAGGGAAGAUGCUGGACCACUAUUUUUCGAGGUAACAGAAAGGACUAACCGGGGGUUCGCAGGAUGGUGGGGCAAGGAAAAAGAUCAAGGCAAAGCAAACUAUACACCGAACUUCUUACGUUUUGAAGCUCCUUGUGUUCUUCAUAAUAGCAGAGAAAUUGUUGAUGAGAAUGGGGAGAAGCAUUACUUUUCAGGUCUUUUUCUUUGUAGACCAUCUGGUCAGGGAAAAUCCAUGCUUAUUGUCCGGUUCGGAAACACAAGAAAAAGAACUGGGAUACUUAAAUUUAUCCCAAACUGGUUCUUGCAUCAGAAUGCAGGCAAAGUUUUUGAGCAAGAUAUGGGGUUCCUUUCAUCCCAAAACGAAAUCCUAAUGAAAGAAAAGGUUCCCACUAAGAAAUUGUACUUGAAUCUAAAGUCGUCGGAUACAUGGGUAGCUGAGUACCGGAAGUGGAUGGACAAAGUUGGACAUGGAAUGCCUUAUCAUUUUGGUCACAGCACCAUUUACCUGCCCCAACAACCUGCUGUUGUCGAGCACGCCCCUGCUGGUUUCGUUGCCAAUAUUUCGGCAGCUCAGCCAGCUAAGGGAGGAAUAGGUGGAAUGUAUGCUCCGAAUCCCGCCAACAGAUAUUUCAGGCAUGUAGUCCAUUGCAAGGAUUGCAGAAAUGUUGUUAAAGCUUUUGAGACUUGGAAAAAAGCUCUAUCUGUUGUAGCUCUAGUGUCAACUGCAUUGGCAAUUCUAGUGUCAGGAAGACAGUGGAAGGCCCUACUUUUGCUUUCAACAUCACUAUGUUUAGCUGGAAUAUAUGCCUGCUCAACAGCCAUUGCAAUGAAUACAACCAACUUCAUAAGGAUUCAUAGAAGAUUGUAAACUUAAUUGAAUUCCUUUGUCUAUUCAGUAUGUUUUCCUUCCACUUCCCUUUUUGCUGCUGUGAUUUUUCUUCUUAGAACUAGAAUUUUGUGGACUCUUAAACUCAGUUUCUUCAUACUGUUGAAAUAUGUGUAUAUACUCAAAUUGCACUCGACAAA
Nicotiana attenuata is the source of this 1975-nucleotide messenger RNA. Its product is annotated as protein TIC 55, chloroplastic. Gene Ontology annotation, cellular component: chloroplast. Lineage: Eukaryota; Viridiplantae; Streptophyta; Magnoliopsida; Solanales; Solanaceae. The coding region runs from base 144 to 1817 and encodes 557 amino acids. The record is from RefSeq and is a predicted model, not a curated record. Gene Ontology annotation, molecular function: chlorophyllide a oxygenase activity; 2 iron, 2 sulfur cluster binding. The transcript is spliced from 3 exons. Gene Ontology annotation, biological process: protein targeting to chloroplast.